Messenger RNA from Trichomycterus rosablanca, 963 nucleotides. Its product is annotated as serine/threonine-protein kinase pim-2-like. Gene Ontology annotation, cellular component: cytoplasm. The record is from RefSeq and is a predicted model, not a curated record. Lineage: Eukaryota; Metazoa; Chordata; Actinopteri; Siluriformes; Trichomycteridae. Gene Ontology annotation, biological process: protein autophosphorylation; regulation of mitotic cell cycle; negative regulation of apoptotic process. The transcript has 9 exons. Gene Ontology annotation, molecular function: protein serine/threonine kinase activity; ATP binding. The coding region runs from base 1 to 924 and encodes 307 amino acids.
AUGUUGUUCCCUGCACUAGACAGGAAGUCGUCAUCAUCGUCUGCAGUUAGUUCAGAAUCAGAUCAGCACCAAAAAGCAUCUGAAGCUUCAGCCUCUGUAGCUGAGAUCAGCCUUGGUGAAGUGAUCUUUGAAUGUGCUGCUGAGUUGAAUGACUCUGAUGCCUCUGUUGAGAGCGGUGGUAAGUAUAGUACAUACAGCUUUUCAGGGGUUUGUUCUGUAGGUGCAGAAGAAGAAAUCCUGAGCGAUGAAGAAAGCCCAGAGGAUCCAACCACCAGCGUUCAUUUCUUCAACAACCUGAACCAUGAAGAGAGUUUUGAUUGUUGCUACACUGUGGGAGAGCUGCUGGGAGAAGGAGGCUGUGGUGCGGUUUAUGCUGGUGUUUGUAAUGCAGAUGGGAAACAGGUUGCUGUGAAAUAUGUGCUGAAGGACCCCCGCGACAGAUUCAUCACUAUUCCUGGAGAGACGUACCCACUUCCUGUGGAGGUGGCGUUAAUGAAGAUGGUAUCCAAGCCACCUCACUGUAAUUCUGUGCUGAAACUACUGGAUUGGUUUGACACCCCCGAGCACUACAUCCUAAUCCUGGAGCGACCCAUAAAGAAAACAGCGUACACCUCAUUUUCAGGCACUAAGUCAUACGCUCCACCUGAGUGGAUAGUUGAGAAGGAAAUGUAUGGCUGCCCUGCUACUGUGUGGAGUCUGGGCGUACUCCUGCACACCAUAGUUUGUGGAGAGAUGCCGUUCGGGGAUGAAGUGGAGAUUGUUGAUGGGGGCCUGGACUUUUUACCUGAACUUUCUGAUACUUGCUACCAUCUGAUAAGUAGGUGUCUGGAGAAACAGCCUGAAAAACGUCUCAGCCUUAAAGAAAUCCUUCAGCAUGAGUGGUUUACAGAGAACAGUAUGAGGUUAGGGCAUCUGCGUGGAUGAAGAUUAUAGAAAGAAGACUGUGUGUGUGUGUGUGUGUGU